UGUAUCUCUGACUCCAACGUUCAGACAUUUCAGUGUUUUGGCGGGUGUUGAACCGUUAUACAAUUUGUGUGUUUGGCGGUGUGUUUUUGCCGGCUAGCUUGAAGAAAUGUGUUAAUGUCCGUGUGUUCCAGCCAGUUUCGAAGAAAACAUGAAUGAAGGAAAGAAAAUCUGUUCUAGAAGAAUAUUGUCAGCAGUUACGUGGACUAUAAUAUUUGAGAUAUUGUUAGCGUGUGCUUUCCUCGCUGUUAUUCACUUCGAUUUCUGGAGCCCCUUGACAUGGAUGGUGGAUGCUGUAACUGUGCUAGUUUCACCAAAAACCUGGGUAUUUUUUAUUCCAGUGAUGACAUGUACGGUUUCAUUUGGAUACCUUCAUGGCUCAGAGUUUGCAAACGUUACUCCUUAUACUCCAAACAGAAUAUCGUGCAUUCAGCGCACUCUCACGUUACAUAAUGGUUGUUUGGCACUGUCACUUUUACUGCUUAGUACGUUUUCAUCGUUUUUUUAUUUAUCGGUAGUUAAUGAGAGGUCCCCCAGUACAACAGGAACUGGUGGAAGCUCUGUGGUCGAAGAAAAUCUAUAUCUCAUUGUUGGUAGCGUGUUUGUGGGGGUAUAUAUUUUCUUAACAGAAUGUAUAUUACAAGCGAAUGCUCUACAAUAUCCAGUUGUGCAACAGUUGAGGUUAAUUCAAAUCAAAGAAGAAUUUCUCAAUCUAUUGAAACAAUCCAUAAUCAGAAGUAUAUCACCAGUUGUAAUGUUUGCCGUGUUGUAUUUCAUCUCUGGCAGUGCUUUAAGAAAUUGUAUAUCAAACCUCUUGUCUUUGAAAAUUGCAGGAAAUGCAUCUUUUAACGUCAUGGUUGUAUGUUACUUUUAUGGGCUGACAUUCUUUUAUGUUUUUGCUGUCACAGCAGGCAAAUACUUGUUAAACUUGCAUCUUACUGAAAGAUAUGUGUUUCCAAUUGUAAUAAAUGAGAGCAACACAGACAAAAUUAAACUUGCAGACGCCAUGGCUCUGCAACAGUUACCAUUAAUACAAAAUUUGGCAUAUUUAGACCUCAAGUUAUUAGCAGAGAAUGACUUGUUACGUCGACAGCAAUUAUAUAUUUUAAGUCAACCUGGUGGUCAUCCAUACAACUGGAAUGGGGUUAUUUCAGAAUGCAUAAAGUUAAUUAAAUCAUACACAGAAUAUAUCAAUUUAGCUUGUAUGGAAAUGUCUGGAGAAAAAUGUGCUGGCGUAUCUUCACAAAAGAGAGAGACUCCACAGCCAACAUUACCUAAAGCUAACAGUGUGUCCAUGCGAAACUUAUCUUUAGUGUCAUUAAAUGAGUCUGUUCAAGAAUCCGUGUCUCCACUUGGUAGUAAUAUUUCUUUUUCUGAUGCAAUAAAGUCAUACUGGACUCAAAUUGUAGAUUACAUAUCCAAAAAUACUGUGAUUUCAUAUUUUUGUGGUGGUGUCCCAGAUUCAAGACUUCACUGGACCUUAUCUCAAGCAUACCCUGUUAUUUGGGCAGCUCAAGGACUAGCUUUUAUUACAACAGCAUCCUUCAAAGAGGAUGAUUAUGGUAUUUCUCUCAGAGACCUUCCUAAUAUAAUAAUCUCUCUUGUUAAUCUAAAUAGGGCUGUAAUAAAAAUACCAAAGUUUGUUGUGCAGAAAAAGACUAGGUACGUGGAAGCAAGAAGCAACAGAAUGAAACAAGCACUCAAAAGUGCAUUAGAACGCAGUCUCUUCAAGCUAAUUAUUACAUAUGACAUUUAUUUGAGGGAGAUAAAGCUGCCAGUUGAUAUCUUCCAAGAGCUGCAGAAUUUUAGGAAUCAGCUGGAAGGUUAAAUAAUGCAAAGUACUUGCCCCACAAGCUUUUCCUUGAAAGUAUGUUUUUGUGAGCUUUACAUCAAGAAAAUUUUGCUCAAAAUGAAAUUAAGUCUGAAUACAAUUUAUUGAACUUCUAAAUGUUGUCUCUUUCCAAUAUGUUAUGUAUAUUUUUACUUAUGAUGUUGAAUGUGUGUGUUUGUAGUGAUUAAAUGCUACAACUAUUUUGUAUGUUUUAUAAGGUCAUUGUUGCAAUUUUAAAUAAAAUGUGAUUUUUUUCCUUAUAGUGUUGGUAGUGAUACUGUUUAUAAAACUAAUGAAAAUUGCAUUUUAGUGUAGAUUUAUUUUUACUGUGGUGAACUUAUAUUUUUUGCCAUACCUGUUGUACUAAAUAGUACGCUGCCUAGGAUUUGCUACUGUAAAAAUGAACUAGCCAUUGAGCCCACACAGGUUGGUGUUUGUUUCUGACAAUGCUGGUACUGGCAUUUCUGAAGCCUCUGAAUGUAUGGUGGUAGUAUAUACUGUAUAUGUUUGUUUAUUAGCCUAUUUAUUUAUUUAUUUUGUUUGAUUUUUUUAAGAUUGUAAGAAUAAGAAAUUUUUAGUCAUGGAACAGAUCAGAAUAGCGGUAUAUUCAUACUAUUUUGAAAGAAAUACAUAUUUUACCAGUCUGAAGAUUACUGUCAUUGAUAAAAAAUCAUACUCUUUAGAUAAGUAGGAUGACAUGUUUUUCAAUGGCACCAUUACAACUAUGUGAGAGAAUUUUGUAGUAAAUAGGCCUAGUAUGAAUAUGAAAAUUUGGAAAGUGGCAUG
This is a messenger RNA of Schistocerca americana (American grasshopper), 2614 nucleotides long. RefSeq names its product nucleoporin NDC1 (gene Ndc1). Gene Ontology annotation, cellular component: nuclear pore transmembrane ring. Gene Ontology annotation, biological process: nuclear pore organization. Bases 149 to 1825 code for a protein of 558 amino acids. The transcript has a single exon. Gene Ontology annotation, molecular function: protein-macromolecule adaptor activity. The record is from RefSeq and is a predicted model, not a curated record. NCBI's taxonomy places the organism in Eukaryota, Metazoa, Arthropoda, Insecta, Orthoptera, Acrididae.